AUGAGUCUUACGAGUUUAUCUGAUCAUGAAGAUUUUACAAAAAAGGUCAUACAACCGAUAUCAAGAUUCAGAGCUUUUGUUUGUACGGCGAUUGCUAACCUGACUUGGCUGCAAGAUGAUGCUUAUGUACUCGCUCCUUUAGAUUUGUUUGAAUCAAUACGCAAGGAAAAUCUUCUUACAUCUUAUAAAUUACCUCACAUAUCUGUUUUUCAAAAAUUAAUGUUGUUCAAACAACCUGAUGAGAGAACAGAACUUGAAUUACAAACAAUCGAAUGGAUGUUCGAAAUAGGAUUUAAAUGUUUUCAGCUUUGUCCAACUGAUAUUAAAACGGCUCUAAUGAGAAGGGCAACGUAUAAAUGUUAUGGCCCUGGUAGAUGGAUACUGAAACAGGGACAUUUAUCGACGAACAUGUAUUUAAUUGUCAAAGGACAAGUGAUGAUUACUGAAGAUGUACAAAACCCUGUUACUAAACUUAUGGAGAACACUGAACGUUGCAAAUUGAAGGAAAAACAUUCUUUUGGCGAAAGUGCUGUUAUGUUUAACACACUUAGAACCAAUUCUGUUCAAUCAUUAAGUGCGGUGGAAUUGAUUAGCAUUUCGAAAAAUGAUUUCACGGACAUUAUCAAAGAUAAUCUGCAACUUAAGUGGAAUGAAAAAUAA
This is a messenger RNA of Macrosiphum euphorbiae (potato aphid), 660 nucleotides long. Lineage: Eukaryota; Metazoa; Arthropoda; Insecta; Hemiptera; Aphididae. The record is from the annotation of a GenBank genome assembly.